CCUUGCUUAUACCGGAAGUUCAUAUCAGGUGCUUGACAACCGGACGCUACGCUAAUUGACAAUUAGUUCACAAGAGUUCAAUUAUCUUGUCAAUUAACUGAGGAAACUAUAAGACAAGAUGGCAAACGAAAAAGUGAUGAAAGGCGAUAUAUUGGAGUUUGCUUCCAACAUGAAGAAAUUGGUUAAUAAUAAAGAGCACAGUGACGUCAAGUUUCUGAUUGGACAAAACAGAAAGGCUGUGUAUGCUCAUAGAUGUAUUCUGUCCUCAAGAUGUGCUGUUUUCAAGGCUACGUUUGCAGAGCAAACACAAAAGAAUGGCACAAUAGAUAAAGAAACUCCUUUUGUACUUUCUGACAUGAAUGCGGACAUUUUUACAGCAAUGCUAGAGUUUAUCUACACAAAUUGUGUAACUCUUACGCCAAAAAUUGCAAUAGAGGUUCUUGCAACAGCCCUUGAAUAUGGACUUGAUGAUUUACGAAGGUUAUGCUGUGAAUAUUUGGAAGAAAAUCUCAGUGUACAGAAUGCCUGUGAUUGUAUGCAAGCGGCAGUAACUUACGGCCAAGAAGAGCUGAAAGAAAAAUGUUUAAUAUACAUUGAACAGCAUACAGAGAGUGUGUUUAAGUCAAAAGCAUUCCAGGAACUCUCUGAGGAUGCCUUGUCUGAGAUACUCAAAGUUGAUGGUCUUAAUAUGGAUGAAGCUGAAAUUAUUAAAUACAUCAAGGAAUGGGCUGCAGUUAAUUCAGUUGUCCUUGGUAGACCAGUGGCAGAUGUAGCUAAAAAUGUUAUACAGUGGGUCAGGCUUCCAAUUCUUACCCCAGAUGAAAUCUCCAAAAUUGAAAAAGAGAACAAAAAAGACAAUAUUGUGACAGUUGAUAUGUUUGCAACUGCAUGGAAAUUUCAUGCUUUAAAUAAACCAGAUGAGGGUAACCCUCUUGCAAAGAAGCGAAUUGGAACACAAGACAGACCACAUCAUAAAAACCUCAACGGUUGAUCCAUCGUAACUCGUCCUCGAGUAAAAAUGUAAUCAUCAUUAUCAUAAACCAUCACCAUUAGACGCAUAAUUAAUAUCCAUGAAAACAGUUCUACGGACAGUGACUUAAGAACUUUCUAUUAUCUUAACCUAUAUGCUUUACCAAUGCUAAAUAGUUGAAAAUGGACUUGGGACUGCCUUUACUUUAUAGAUGAUGAUAGAAAUUUCAGUUACAGUCUACUUAAAUUCCGCAGCCAACAGUAUAGACAUUGUUUUUGUCUAAAUAUUCAGAAAAUUUGUUGUAUCUCAUUUACAUAUUCAUUUUUAUUUGUAAUGUGUACCAUUUUUAAUAUUCAUUAAGUUGAAAAAAGUAUUUAUAGAAGGAAAAGGGUAAACUUUAAAAAAAUCAAAUCACUCGAACAAUUAAUUACUGAAUGAUUAAAAUCACUUAAUUAAUUUCUGAUGAUUUCAUGAUGAUUUGUAACAUUAUAAAUAAUGGCCGAUUGAUUAAUCUCACAUUUUUCACUAUUGAUAUGUAAAGUGAAAUUAUAUUUUUACUGAUAUAAGAUAUUUUUGUCUGUUUUGAAAUUUACAUAUACAUUUAAGUCAUUAUUUGUUGAAAUUCCAUGACUUGAUAUUGUUUUAUGCUUUAAAUACGAUAAACCCUUAGUCUUCUGAAUGUUAAACAACCGAGUCUCCUCAGGUUACUUACAUUAAGGUUUUCAU
This is a messenger RNA of Ruditapes philippinarum (Manila clam), 1696 nucleotides long. RefSeq names its product BTB/POZ domain-containing protein 19-like. The record is from RefSeq and is a predicted model, not a curated record. Bases 119 to 991 code for a protein of 290 amino acids. NCBI's taxonomy places the organism in Eukaryota, Metazoa, Mollusca, Bivalvia, Venerida, Veneridae. The transcript has 7 exons. Gene Ontology annotation, molecular function: protein binding.